AUGCCCAAGAACAAGGGAAAGGGUGGUAAGAACCGCAGAAGAGGAAAGAACGAGAACGACAACGAGAAGCGCGAGCUCACCUUCAAGGAGGAGGGUCAGGGUACACGACANGAGUAUGCCCAAGUCGUCAAGAUGCUGGGUAACGGCAGACUGGAAGCACAAUGUUUCGACGGCGAGAAGAGACUAGGACACAUCCGUGGCAAGCUGCGAAAGAAGGUCUGGAUCAACCAGGGCGACAUCAUCCUCCUGUCGCUGCGUGACUACCAGGACGAGAAGGGCGACGUCAUCCUCAAGUACAACGCCGACGAAGCACGAAGCUUGAAGGCAUACGGCGAGCUGCCCGAGUCGGCCAAGAUCAACGAGACCGACACAUACGGUGGUGAGNNGGAGGAGGGCAUCGGCUUCGACUUCGGUGAAGACGAGAGCGAGAGCGGUGGUGAGGUCGACAUUGACGACAUCUAA
Aureobasidium musti is the source of this 462-nucleotide messenger RNA. NCBI's taxonomy places the organism in Eukaryota, Fungi, Ascomycota, Dothideomycetes, Dothideales, Saccotheciaceae. The record is from the annotation of a GenBank genome assembly.